CUUUCCCCGCAUCAGACUGCCCACUAUCAGCCGUCUGUUUGUCUGUCUCACAGGUGUGUGUGUGUGAGUGUGUGUGUCUACACGUCCUUUUGUGUCAAAUGCCGAAAACGCCAGAUGAGCAACUAAACGCCCGAUGACUGGAAUAUUUCCCCGGACUGCUAAAACAGACAGGGCUGUUUGUGGGAACAAAAACAAACGGAGCUAACGGUCGUAACGUGUUACCAUGUUAGCAGCAGCAGCAGCAGCAGCAGCAGCAGGACGGCAGGUGCAUCGUCUGAGACGUUAGCCUCAUCUUGUGUGAGCUUCUGAAGCUCUGGGUAAAUCAGUGUUUCAUCUUUGUACGAAGACAACAUAACGUCGCAAGUGCCCGCAUUGUCAACCUCACCCCUCUGACUUCACAGUCUAAAAACUGGCAUGGCCUCGGCCCAGUCAGAACAGUCAAGCGUCCUGCAAGAGGAGCUCACCUGCCCGGUGUGCCUGGACCUGUACCGCGACCCUUACUUGCUUCCUUGUGGCCACAACUUCUGCAAGACCUGCCUGGACCGCCUAAAGCGGCAAGCUGAUAGAGGUCGCUUUCGCUGCCCAGAGUGCCGCGACAGCCACCGGUGUGGCAUCAACUUUCAGAAAAACUUCAAACUAGCCAAUAUUUCUGAUGACUACCGUCACCGGCGCAGAGCUACCACUGCAGCAGCUACAGCUUUAAAAUCCAGAGAACUGCUGUCGUGUUCUCUAGCAGCGCAGCCAGCCAGGAGUGUGUUUGCAGUUCCAUGUGACUACUGCCCCUCAGUCGCUGCCGAGGCGUCGGGCUCCAGUUCUGCUGGGGACGGGUCCUCCUCUGCCUCCGUUUCUCAGGAAGAGGGUGGCAAGCAGGAAGCUGCUGGUGCUGCCGCUGCUGCGUCGAUGUUCGCGGUCAAGACGUGCCUGAAGUGUGAGGUGUCGAUGUGCCAGGAGCAUGUAAAGCCACAUCUGGAGCUGCCGGCGUUCCGCGAGCACCCGCUGACAGAACCGAUGAAUGACUUCUGGAAGAGGAAGUGCCCAGAUCAUGAUGAGAUAUACCGGUAUUACUGCAUGGAUGACAAGGUGUGCGUGUGCAACGCCUGCACCAUAGAAGGAGGACACUCUGGACACACAAUCAAGACCCUGAAAAACACGAUGAAAGAUCUCAAGGGCACACUGGACAAGCAGCUGUACAGGGUUGAAAGGAAGUACAGCAUGGCAGAGAGAAAACUCCAGGAGCAGAAGGAGAAGGAGCGACAGAAUAAGAAGUUUAUGGACGACUCGGAGCAGGGCUUGACCAGGCUGGGUGAGGAGAUGAAGGCCAAAGUGCACCGCUUCGUCACCAGAUUGCGAGAAUGCACACGUACUCACUGUGACACCAACGGGCCGGCGAUUCAGAAGAACAUCUCCAGGAUCUGCCAGGACCAGGCCCGUCUCCAGGAGGUCCGCUGUGGCAUCGAAAGCCUUAUGGCGGAAAACGACCCUUUCCGCUUCAUCGAGGCAUACAAGACAACAGGAAAACAGUGCCGUAGGCAGCUAAGAAAAAACAUGUUCUAUCCAGAAUACGUGGACAUGGAGACGGAGGUUCUUGGAGUGAUGAUGGAAGAAGAAAUGAGAAAGUUCCUUGAUGAGGAACUACCAUGCCACAUUGUUGCUGUCAUUAGUACCGUGUCAGGUCAGCUUUCCGAUCUCGAGGAGGAGGAGCAGGAGGAGAAUGAGGAAGAGACUGUGGAGGAGGAGGAGGACGACGAUGACGACGACGACGACCUCGAUGACAGCAGCGUGGAGGAAAUGAGGAGCGAGGGGGAGGAGGAUGAGGACGAGGAAGAGGAGGAGGAAGGACACGACCGGAGUGAGCUGGCUGAUGAGCUUUACAGCCCGGGGGAGGAGGAGGAGGAGGAGGAGGAGGAAGAGGAAGAAGAGGAUGAAGAGGAAGAGGAUGGAGAAGAGGACGACGAGGAAGAGAGAGGGGUCUAACUGAGGACUUGAUUUGUGUGUGUGUGU
Micropterus dolomieu (smallmouth bass) is the source of this 2001-nucleotide messenger RNA. RefSeq lists its product as uncharacterized. NCBI's taxonomy places the organism in Eukaryota, Metazoa, Chordata, Actinopteri, Centrarchiformes, Centrarchidae. The transcript has 8 exons. Bases 415 to 1974 code for a protein of 519 amino acids. The record is from RefSeq and is a predicted model, not a curated record. Gene Ontology annotation, molecular function: zinc ion binding.